AUGAGCUGGCUCCGUAAUCGCAAAAAAGCCGAACUGUCGUCCGGUUCGUAUCCGGGCGGUCGGAAGUCGUUUUCGUGGACAUUUUCUCUGAAAACUCUCAAAAUUGAUGAAGACAAAGUCUCGGAAGAGCACUCUUCUGGAAAUUUUUACUGGUGAGCAUCGGGAACGCACUUUUUCCGGGAAAUUUAGUAUUAUGUUUAGGAAUAUUUCCGUACGGAAGAAACUUGUGGAAGAGGUCGAACAAUUGGAUGUUUUUCUGUCGUGCUCUCUGGACAAACGCUUUAAACUGGAAAAGGGCGGCGUGUGGAGGGUGGAUUACGCCCACGUGCUCCGCUUUAAAAAUCACGAAAACCCGGCGAGCCCGUUGGUUCUCUGCAAUCACGCUUUUUCGUCCACGGCCAAGUCGCACAGCACAGACACUAUCAAUAUUUCGGAAAUUCCCAAUGAAUUCAAAAUCGACGGCGACAUCAUCACGAUCGAGGCGGAAAUCGGAGUGAAACGGGUGGAUUGGAAGCGGCCACUCACCGAUUUCACCGUGAAGAGAAAAGGCACCGAUUUGAUUUUGAUGGUCGGAAUUCACGAAUUUUAUGUGAAGAAAAAGGUGGAAUCAUCAUUUUUAGCUGGAAAAUCAUCGGAAAUUUCUCAGAUCUUGGCCAUCGUAUCGCCGGUUUUCCAGGUGCUUCUCGACGGUCUCGGCGAUCCGUCGGACAACAAGGAGAUCAAAAUUCCGAUCAACAACGUCGAUUUCGAGCCUUUUCACAUUUUUCUCCAUUGCAUUCACGGCAAGCCCAUUGAGAUCCGUUGUAAGCAAAAAAACCGCCUUACAGAAAAAAAAGUCGAUAAAAUCUAUGCAUUUUUCGAAAAGUCUUUCUCUCUUCCCGGUCAGAAGAUCUUUUGAAAACAUUUUCGAUACAUUUUUUUCGAUAAAGCUGUCAUGAACCCUCUUUCUAUUUCAGUCGAACUUGUCGAAUCACUUCUGAAAUUGGCAGUGAGAUUCGAAACGCCGAAACUGGCGACGGAAUGCGAGGAAUUUCUGAUGAAAAGUGUGGCCGACGACGCGGAAGUGAUCCGAUUGGCCGACACGUUCCAAUUGCAGACCGUCGUGGUGGGGCGUUGCGGUCGCGUCGCGGUUCAAUUCGAGAAUUUGUUACAGAUGAAAAAGUUGGAGUCGUUGAACACGAUUCCGGCACUGAAGGCCGCCUUCAAAUCGUACAGAACGUUGUCGGAUCCGACGAUGACGAAACUUGUGACGAAGAUUUUGGAGAUUGAGUGA
Molecule: messenger RNA, 1273 nt
Organism: Caenorhabditis sp. 36 PRJEB53466
Lineage: Eukaryota; Metazoa; Nematoda; Chromadorea; Rhabditida; Rhabditidae
Source: the annotation of a GenBank genome assembly